GUCGCUGCGACAAUAGUGCUCCUCAGCUCCACGUUGUAUUGUGUCGUGUUCGACGUGCGUGCAGCCCGCAAAUCGCGCGUCUUUCAGUGGUCUUGGAGCGCGGGGGAGAUUCGGUGGACCCGCCUGCGAUGUCCAGGUCGACGAUGUGCGCCGCCUGCCGAAUGUCACGUUCCGCGAAAUAACGGGUAACCUAAAAAUGCGCGAGGAGACGAUCCGCCGCGUCCUCGCGUUCGUUCUGUGCCUCUUGGUCGGACGUGCCGCGGCUUUCUGUUUCCCGGACUUUUGUAAGAACCUGACUGAACUGGUGCCGACACCGGACUACCAAUGUUUAUUAACUUCAGUACGAAACGGAAAAGAUUGCGCGAAGUUCAAGUUCGAGGACGCCGACGAGACGUCGUCCAAGCACGACGACACCGCAAUUUUCACGCUGUCCGCGUACGUCGCGGACUUUGGGGGCUCCCAGAGAGCGACCGCCUUUAAUUUAUCCGUCUCAGACAUCAACUUCCACAGGUUAUCGACGCGUUAUCAGUACAUCGUUGAUGAAAACGAAAGUGUGAGCGCGUGCAGACAUGUGGAGCUGUACGGUAACUCCAGUCACCCUGCGCCGAAACAUCUGUUUGUGUCGUGUCCGUUCACCAACGACAGAUACGAGGGCUUGCCGUACCGGCUGGAGUACGCCGUGGUCGGCGACGAUUUCGCCUACAGCAGGAAAUACAUGUUCUACGUGCCGCAGCACAGACGCAUCGCGGACGGCCUCGCACUCCGCUCGUACACGCCUUUCAUCUACGUGGACGUGUCGGACUCGUCGAACCUGGCGCUGCACGUGCAACCGCUCCCGCCGAAGUACAACGUCACGAGGUACCGGGUCUGGCUGACCCGCAACGAGACCGAGUCGGUGAUCAGCGUGACCUUGCCCGCGAACGAAGACGGCGGGCAUGUACGGUACAACUUCACCGCGCCCGACGGCGUGUACUUCGUCAAGGUGGCGGCCUUGCAUCCCGACUGCGACGAACAGCACGGUUGCGUGAACAGCACGUCGCCGUAUAUACUAAUAAAACACGCGUCUGACCGAUUACUGAUCAUGAUAAUCAGCAUGAUAUGGAUACCGCCCGUGCUGCUGUACGCGCUGUACCACGCAUUUAAGCUCCACCGGAAGCGGGUCCUGAGGGGAAUAUCGAGGAGGCCGAACUGCCUGUUGAUUUACUCACCGACGCACGUGGCGCACGUGCAGGUGAUGGAAGAACUAACCAAGUACCUACAGUGCUGCAACAUCAACGCUAUGAUCGACAUACUUAACAUCCGCGACAUCGCCAGCCAAGACCCGGGGAUCUGGUGCAACAUGGCGUUCCGAGCCGCGGACGUGGUGCUGGUCGCGACCUCGCCACCGUCCACGCCGUCCUCCUAUCCGAACGUGUACCGCAACGUGGACAAACAUCUGCUACGGUUGCUGAAGGAGAACUAUCCGCAACGGAACAAGCGAUACUACGCGCUGCAUCUGCCGUACUGCGAGACGGACGAUAUACCGGAGGAGGCGCGCCUCUUCAAGAUGUUCCGGGUGCCGCGCGACCUGCGGAAGCUCGUCAAAACGAUCCACGGUAUCGGUUGCCUGCGCUUCCGCUCGCCCCGCGACAACACCGGCAUCCCGGAGAUUCUGUACAGCAUCCAGUUGGCGGCGGACAUGCUGGUGAAAGAGCAGAACGUGAACGCGAAGAAGAAGGCCGAGGAGACUGGUAAGCGUUCCCUCGAUGCCGAGAUCGACGGGCCCCGUUCGGCCGGUUACACCGCGUUGCCGGCAGACGAGCUCCUGUCGUCGAUCGUCGCGCCCGAUCGAGCCGUCCUCGCGGGCGAGCCCGUGCACAUCGACGAAGUUAUACCGCAGUCUUUCGCGACGGACAUCAACGAGCUGAACCUGCUCGGCGAGAACGAGGAGAAGGAGACCGCGCGGGGCGUCUACCCGGUUAGGAGCGACUGUGAGUUCCGCAUCGAUAGGUUGAACUUGUAAACUUCCUCUCUGUACAUGUGUAAGCUCGUACCUCGUAAAACUUGUUUAUCGCGAUCGACUGUGUAGAUUUAAGCGAAGUGAAACGACUCUUUUCCCGACUUUCUCUAUUCAUUCUGUGCGCCUCGCGCGCACGGUUUUUAUAUAUCGACAGGUUAUCCGCUCCUCGUAUGUCUGAGUACUAAUUGUCUCUCACGGAGAAAAGUUCUUUUCUUGGCACAGCAAAUUGUUCCUUACUGUAGUGACAGAUUUGUUCGAACAGCGAAUAUAUCUCAUAUUGAUUGCUAAUAAUGCCAGCGAAAUUAUUUGUUAUCGCAAUGACGCGUCUCGCCACAACAGCAAAGUUAUCUGUUCCGUGUAACGAAUCUUUUUGCUGUCACUAUAGUAACAGACAGCUUUUGCUGUGUCAGCGAAGAAUUUCCCUCCGCGUCUUAAUUACACGACAGUUCGAUAGAUAAAGUUUGCGGAGAAAUUUUUGAGGACACAAGAAUAAAUCUUGUUAAGUAAAGAAGGAA
Dinoponera quadriceps is the source of this 2514-nucleotide messenger RNA. RefSeq lists its product as uncharacterized. The transcript has 8 exons. Gene Ontology annotation, molecular function: interleukin-17 receptor activity. The coding region runs from base 197 to 2002 and encodes 601 amino acids. Lineage: Eukaryota; Metazoa; Arthropoda; Insecta; Hymenoptera; Formicidae. The record is from RefSeq and is a predicted model, not a curated record.